AAGAAUGCCACGAUUGCGUUAAUCAAAAUCUAUCGAUCUGACGUAUCAAUUCGAUCGGAAAGCCAUUAAGAGUUUGAUCGCUCAUCGAAUAAGUUUACGUUCAAUUUAUCCACGCCCGAGACAAGUUAGAUUGUUCUUUUUUUUUUACUGCUAUUAUUAUUGUUAGCUUGAUAUAAUUAACCUGAAAUGGAACCUGGACAAUUAAGUAAAGACCAAAAGAAACAACUGAAAACAGCUUUCGAUGCAUUCGACCACCAAAAAAAUAACACCAUUCAAACCUCAGACAUCGCUACAAUCGUGAACAUGAUGGGUAUAGAGUUAGAAAACCCUGCAGACUUAGACAACGCCAUCAUGGAAGUUGAUACCUUUGGAAGCGGGGAAGCUAAAUUCGAAGAUUUCUGCACGAUAGUCGCCAGAUUUAUGGAAGAAGACGUCGAUAUUGAAACUUUGAAAACAGAAUUGAAAGAAGCCUUUCGGCUUUAUGAUCGUGAAGGAAACGGAUAUAUUACCACUGAAUGCUUCAGAGAAAUUCUCAGUGAAAUUGACGAGAAUCUUAAUAAUGACGAGCUUGACAUGAUGAUUGAAGAAAUUGACGCUGACGGUUCCGGAACUUUAGAUUUUGAAGAAUUUGUGGAGGCAAUGACGCACUGAUUGUCCCUGGAUGGAGAAAUUGUAAUUGUAACAAUUCAUUAAUUAUCAUCAUACAUUAUAUAUCGUACAAAAAAAAAAUUGUACGGUUAAUACAUGUUAUAUCACCGGUUGCGCUGUAUUUGUAAUAAAAAUAUUGAAAUAAAUAACGUUUUAAAAA
Molecule: messenger RNA, 808 nt
Organism: Cotesia glomerata
Lineage: Eukaryota; Metazoa; Arthropoda; Insecta; Hymenoptera; Braconidae
Product: troponin C-like
Exons: 5
Coding region: 187-651 (154 amino acids)
Molecular function (GO): calcium ion binding; enzyme regulator activity
Source: RefSeq, a predicted model, not a curated record